UUUGAAUAUAACAAACUUUUAUCAAGUUUAUGUCUUCCACAUUCUACCCUUAGCGCCAUUUUUUUAGAAAGGGGAAACUCCAAUGUGGAUUCGGGAAAACUCACAAAAUUUGGCACCUAAAAUUAUUUUAAAGCCAAAAUUUAAAAUAAAGAAAACAUGGACGACAUGAAUGAAUUUUUGGAUAAAAUUCAAAUGUUUACUCUAAAUGACUUUACUGCUGAAACGAUAUCACCAUUAGAAAAGCUAAAAGAAGAAAACAACAUGAAGUCUAAAAUGGAACUUUAUGUAACAAAUUUACAGUCAAUAAUUGUGAAUAAGUUGCAAUCAUUUGAGCCUACCAAAAAAUUCAAAGUCGACAGGUGGAAAAGAGAACAAGGAGGUGGUGGAAUUACGAUUGUUUUACAAGAUGGUAUUGUAUUUGAAAAAGCAGCUGUUAAUAUUUCUGUUGUUUGGGGCGACAUGCAUGAAGACCAAAUUAAAUCAAUGAAAAGUAAAGGAAGAGAUUUGAAAGUUGAAGGGAAAAAUAGAUUUUUUGCAACUGGUAUAAGUAGCGUUAUUCAUCCAUGUAAUCCAUUCAUCCCAAGUUUACACUUUAAUUAUCGUUACUUUGAAGUAGUCAAUGAAAAUGGACAUCAUACAUGGUGGUUUGGUGGAGGCAUGGAUUUGACACCAAAUUACUUGAAUGAAAAGGAUGCAUCACAUUUUCACAAAACACUAAAAAUGGCUUGUGAUAAGCAUAAUAGUUUAUAUUAUCCGAAGUUCAAAAAAUGGGCUGACGAUUACUUUUUUAACAAGCAUAGAGGUGAAGCCAGAGGAGUUGGUGGUACUUUUUUUGAUGAUUUUGAUGAAGGAUCAAUCGAUGACUGCUUUGCUUUUGUAGUUUCGUGUGGUAAUUCAGUUUUACCUUCAUAUGUUCCACUUAUAGAAGAGCAUAAAGAUAAACCUUUUUCUUCAAGGCAUCGCGAUUGGCAGUUGAUGAGAAGAGGAAGGUAUGUGGAGUUCAAUCUUGUCUAUGAUCGUGGAACUCAAUUUGGUUUAGCUACACCUGGUGCCAGAAUAGAAAGUAUUCUUGUCUCUAUGCCUCUAAUAGCAAAAUGGGAAUAUUGCCCUGAAUUAGAACACGGAGAUGAAGAAGCUAAACUUAUCAAAGUUUUAAAGGAGCCGAAAGAAUGGAUCUAAAAAGGUAAUAUCGAGUUUACAUCGAUUGAGAUCUUUGACAUCAAUUUAUAUUAAACUUAACAAAGUGAUAUUAGUUUAUGUUUCAUGGCUUUUAAAAUCUCCAUGGAUUCACUGCUAAUCACAUUAACACUGUAACAUCCCUGGAAGUGGUGUUAUUUAAAAUUUGUAUUUAUUUUUAUUAAUUUUUAGUUUUUAAUAAGGUUUUUGAGAA
Molecule: messenger RNA, 1390 nt
Organism: Hydra vulgaris (swiftwater hydra)
Lineage: Eukaryota; Metazoa; Cnidaria; Hydrozoa; Anthoathecata; Hydridae
Product: oxygen-dependent coproporphyrinogen-III oxidase
Cellular component (GO): cytoplasm
Molecular function (GO): coproporphyrinogen oxidase activity
Source: RefSeq, a predicted model, not a curated record